Molecule: messenger RNA, 504 nt
Organism: Orbilia oligospora ATCC 24927
Lineage: Eukaryota; Fungi; Ascomycota; Orbiliomycetes; Orbiliales; Orbiliaceae
Exons: 2
Coding region: 1-504 (167 amino acids)
Biological process (GO): mitochondrial respiratory chain complex IV assembly
Cellular component (GO): mitochondrial inner membrane; mitochondrion
Source: RefSeq, a predicted model, not a curated record
AUGGCCAACGACACAUCUCCAACUUCACCUCCGGGCUCGGAAGGUACUUCCUCUUCCUCUCUCCCUCCCUUGCCCGACCCGUCAACAGUGGGACAAAUCCCUCCACGACAAAAGGCUACCUUCUCCGAUGCCAUCAAUAGCAUUAGCUGGGAUAGUCUGUCCAACAUUCAUAAGACGCCAUGUGCACGGCAGACAUUCCUGACCGGUAUUGCGACUGGAUUCGCGUUUGGUGGGGUGAAACUCGUUCUACGGGCGCCGUUGUAUAGUGCCUGUAACUGGGCCGUUGGUAUGUUUACUGCUACAUCCUGGGUAGUAUGGGAGGCUUGUGAAUGGCGUAGAGGAAGAGAGCAAGACGGUAUGAUUCGGGCGAUGCAGAUCAUUGAAUACAAAAAACUAGAGAGGGAGAAGAAGCUAGAGGAGAGGAGAGAACAGUUGAGAGUACGGAAAGAAGAGGACGAGCGGCUGAAACGGGAGGCCGAGAAGAGAUGGUGGAAGCCAUGGUGA